CGCUUGACGGUAGACUGUAAAAAAACUAAAAAUAAGCAAGUAAUAAGCAAUGAACUAGACAGAGCCUGAAAUUUAUAUUUUAAAAUUUAUAAACUUCGUUUUGUUUUGUGUACAUUGUAAAUAAAUAAUAACUAAUCGAAAAUGUCUAUCAUAAUCUUCUAUAAGAGUAUCUACCUUUAAAAAAAGACAAUGUUCCACAAAGCUGAUAACCCCAAAGGCAGUUUUUUAGAGCAUACAAAAGCAGCCAGGGAAGAAAGGGCCUUGGAAAAACGUAAGGAAGAGGCUAUUGUCCUUAUCCAGGCUCAUGUAAGAGGAUGGUUGGCAAGAGUUAAGUUUGCCCGUGGAAUUUUGGAGGAGUUUGACAAUGCCAUUCCAGAACUUCCAGAGAACCACACAAAACAAGAUUUCAAACCAGUUUUAGAAAUUUACCAACAGAGCCUAAAACUGCUAUUAAUAUGGAACAAAGAAAGGGAUUCGGAACGCUUCGCCAAACUAUGCCGCUAUUUGGUGGCAUCACUUGAUUGUGACUCGCCUAAAUUUAGUUAUGUAGGCGUAGCACUAAAUAAAGAACAUGUGAUAAAAUGGAUCUCUCAUAUGAACAACUUGUUAUGGAAGUGCUGCGAAUAUUUGGAUGAAUUAAAAACUGAACUGGCCACUAAUAUGAAAUUAAUUGUAUUAUAUUUACACAUGCUUGUGUCAUUUACCAGCACCAAUACAUGGAUGGUAUUGAAAAACAAAAACAUGGAGGUCUUGAGGAGUGGAAUGAAUCAACUUUGUGCCAAUUUAAUGGGACAAUUGUUUCACAAAGGGUUUUAUCUUGUUUUAAAGAAUCUCCUAAUUAGAGGCCUAGGGAGGAUAAAAAUUGCAAUCAAAUCAGUUUCAAUCUCAGCAAUUUUGACGCUUUCCUUAAGACCAUUACUAUCAGCAAAUUUCUCUGACAAAUUCAUGAGUAUAUUUUUGAUAAACAUACUUUCUGUGCCAGGACUUGUGCAUCACCUUCAAAAUUUAUCCCCGGAGACAAUAUCUACCUUGUACCAGAAUAAAAUUUUUACUAAAAGCUUGGAGUUACUUUCCAGUCAACAGUCAAUGAGGAUAGUCUUCAAUGCGCUUGAAGGCAAUUACGCUUUAUGUUUAUUAUCAAACUUAAUUCAUUUGGGAUAUAUUGAAAGAAAUACUACAUUGAGAGAUUUGAGCUUUCCUACUUUUACGGUUGUUGUGACGGGUCUACUUGAAAGUUGCCAACACUAUGUUGUCAGUAAACAAUCGGCUCUAACCCACUGGCAUCCAGUAUUGGGUUGGUUUGCCCAACCAACGGAUCCUUGCCUCCACGCUGCCAUACCCCACAUUAAACUGCAACUGCAUCUUUUAUGGAAUAUUGAAAUCAUGAAAAUACUUUUAGGAAAUUUCUUAUCUGAACUGGUCCAAGGUGUUGAUCCGCCACAGCAAGUUAGUCCCACACAAUCGUCUGGUAGUAAUUUUUUAAAAAAGAUUUUGGAUCAUCGUGGAAAUAAAACCAUGACUUAUAAAACGUUUAGGGCCCUUGGAAGUCCAGAAGUUCAUAGGGUUGUGCUGAUCUGUUCCUUGUAUCAUACUGCUUUACAUACUUUAACUCAACUUCAAUUGGAUAUUUUAACAGGGUUGUGCUACCAGAACACUAUUUUAUAUGACUUAUGGUUAUUCCUUUGUUCACUCGGACCAAAUUGUGGAAUGAAAACUUUUCUGGAUCAUUUAGCAUUCAACACAAAGUGUUCGGCGCCCGAAUUUCAAAUGCUACAACUUUUUGCUGACUGUAUGACUCAUUAUGUAACUUUAUUGGAUGACAUGGAAAUGUACGAAAAACAAAAACCAUUUAGGUUAGCUGAUUUUGUAGCGAUGUCAAAUUUUUUAAAUGUAUUUUUAUACAAAGGUGUUUUAGGAAACUUAUUUGAUAUUAAAUCAAUCCCAACCAAUUCCCUAUUUGUUUCGUUACACACUCUUUUAAUGGUUCUCUACAAAAGAGAUUGCUGGCACAGCUACACUCCGCCCGGUCAUUGGCUGAUAAAAGACAUGAAAGUCUCUUCCUUUCUAGUGGAUUUAGAAAAGGGUAGAAGGGCUCCUCAGUUGCUUCUGCAGACGAUGCCACAUAUCAUACCGCAUGAAGACAGAGUCAGAUUGUUCAGAAAAUAUAUCAUCAAUGAAAAAACUGUACUUGGGUUGACUGAGUCUGUUUGUGUUUCACCUCAAUCCACUUUGAUUACUGUACACAGAAAUCGCAUAGUUGAAGAUGGUUACCGCCAAUUGACCAUCUUACCCCCUCAAGCACUGAAAGGUGUAAUCCGAGUACGUUUUAUUAACGAAUAUGGCUUGGAUGAAGCUGGAAUCGAUCAAGAUGGAGUUUUCAAAGAAUUUCUAGAAGAAAGCAUCAAAAAAGUCUUUGAUCCAGCGUUAAAUUUGUUCAAAGCUACUAGCGAAGAAAGGCUAUAUCCAUCGCCUACAUCACAUCUUCAAGAUAAUCAUUUACAGUUAUUUGAGUUUACUGGAAAAAUGCUUGGCAAGGCUGUGUAUGAGGGAAUUGUUGUUGAUGUACCUUUUGCAUCGUUUUUCCUUAGUCAAGUAUCCGGACAAACAUCGCAAGCAAUGUACAGUUCAGUGGACGAACUACCAUCCUUGGAUCCAGCCUUGUAUAGAAGUUUAAGUUAUGUUAAACACUAUGAGGAUGACGUAUCAGAGUUGAACCUAACUUUUAGCGUUGAUGAGGAUCAUAUGGGAAAAGUUGUCACCCAUGAGCUUAUACCUGGUGGUAAAGUCGUACCUGUGACAAAAGAGAACAUAAUAAAUUAUAUUCACCUCAUGGCUCAUUUCCGUAUGCACGUGCAAAUAAGGGAACAAACAGCCGCUUUUAUCAAAGGAUUUAGAUCGAUUAUUAAUCCAGAUUGGCUCACUUUAUUUUCAACCCCAGAACUGCAAAGACUUAUCUCCGGUGACAAUAUUCCAUUGGAUUUAAGAGACCUGCGCAAAAAUUGCCAAUAUUACGGCGGUUUCCAUGAUUCUCACAGGGUGAUUGGAUGGCUUUGGGAUAUACUAGAAAAGGAUUUCAAUGACGACGAACGCGGGAUGUUCCUCAAGUUUGUUACAAGUUGCUCCAAACCACCUCUAUUAGGAUUUGCUCAUUUGGAACCGCCAUUUUCUAUAAGGUGCGUUGAAGUUGGAGAUGAUGAGGAUACUGGGGAUACCAUAGGAAGCGUUUUCAGAGGUUUUUUCACAAUACGAAAAAAGGACCCACAGAAUCGCCUACCGACUUCCUCUACCUGUUUCAACCUACUAAAAUUGCCAAAUUAUCAAAAAAAAAGUACUUUAAGAGAAAAAUUAAGAUACGCUGUCCAUUGUAAUACUGGUUUUGAGCUUUCUUAAUCUUUUUCAACAAUUUGUGAUAUUUUGAGUCCAAGCAAAAAUGAUAAAAAUAUUAUUUCCAUUUCCAUUAUUAUUUAUAGAAUGGAGAACUUUUGGAAAUUUUAGUAUACUGUCUCAUUUGGAUAUUUAUUAUUUAUUUAUUUUUUUCAAUUGAAAUAUUUUCUAAACUUAACGUUCAAAUAGGCAAUAUAACUAUGUAAGUUUUGGCAGAAUAAUCCUUAGUUCCAAGAAACUCCUUUUUCACAGAGAAAUGUGGUAUCUUAAAACUAAGUUUCUGAACAUGUUUCUGCCAGAAAACCUAUACAUAAAUACUGUGUUUGUAGGUAGGUAUUUGUAUUAUUACCUAUGAAAUGUGUCUAGGUCAGCACAAAAUCAUUUACUUGGAAGCAAAAAACAAACAAAAUUAUUAGAAGUAUUAUUUUCGUAUAAAUAUGGAAUUGACAAUAUUCAUAUCAGUUUUUUCAUUUAAGUAAUUCUUAACUGAGUUUUCUAAUGGUUAUACUAUUUCCUAAAUUAUUUUGAAAACUGCAAUUCUGUUAUUGCAAAGUGAUAGCAAAACCAAUAAAUUGGCAAAACAUUUCUCCUAUUUUGUCAUUGUUUAUAAAUUAUUGUUUAAGCCUUCUAUUUAUAUUUUUAUAUUAUUGUUUAACAGUAUAUACUGAGUGUAUUAUUUAUAUAAUAAAUGGUAUUUU
Molecule: messenger RNA, 4082 nt
Organism: Ceutorhynchus assimilis (cabbage seed weevil)
Lineage: Eukaryota; Metazoa; Arthropoda; Insecta; Coleoptera; Curculionidae
Source: the annotation of a GenBank genome assembly